AUGCUGCUUCUCCUUCUGCUCGCAAGCGCUUUUCUCCUUGUCCCAUGGGCUGGGGUUGGAAGGAUCAUUGGCGGGUCAGAAGCUAAGCCCCACUCCUGGCCCUACAUGGCUUAUUUAUCAAUUAGAAAUGAGUUAGAUGAUAACAUUUGAUGUGGAGGAUUCCUAAUUCGCCCAGAUGCAGUGCUCUCAUCAGCUCACUGUGCGGCUGAAGAAACUGGCAAAAACGUGAAUAUCACUGUGAUCCUGAGAGCUGACAAUGUAAAUAAGGGCAAGCCAAGUCAGCAAGCUUUCCAUGUUGGCCAUUGGGUCAUCCACCCCAAUUAUUCAAGUCAUCCCUUUAAAAAUGACAUCAUGCUGCUGAAGGGUCCUCUAAGUGCUUAUCCAUAG
Chroicocephalus ridibundus (black-headed gull) is the source of this 387-nucleotide messenger RNA. Its product is annotated as granzyme B-like. Gene Ontology annotation, molecular function: serine-type endopeptidase activity. The record is from RefSeq and is a predicted model, not a curated record. NCBI's taxonomy places the organism in Eukaryota, Metazoa, Chordata, Aves, Charadriiformes, Laridae. Gene Ontology annotation, biological process: proteolysis. The transcript is spliced from 4 exons.